ACCAGACUCCAUAUCUCUCGUUAUAGCCAGUCUACCCAAAUUGAUCACCCCACCGCACUAUAAAUACGUUGGGAAAAGACAGUUUUGUUAUCAAAUCGUAACGAUUUUUUUUUCGACAAUGGUAGCCAAAAAACAACUUCUUGUGGUCGGUGCCGGAGCCUCCGGGCUCCCGUCUAUCAGACAUGCCCUGCUUCACCCAAACGUCGAAGUGACCUGCUUCGAAAAAUCCGGAGAUAUCGGAGGACUGUGGAACUUUAAGCCCGAUCAAACGGACCUGUCAACCGUUAUGAAGUCGACUGUAAUCAAUACGUCCAAAGAAAUGACCGCAUAUUCGGAUUUCCCGCCGGAAGACACUAUGGCAAACUUCAUGCAUAACAGAGAAAUGUGCAGAUAUUUGAAGAGCUACGCCGAGCAUUAUGGGCUUCUGAAGCAUAUUAAGCUCAAUCAUAGUGUGGUUUCGAUUGAGAGAAAUCAUGAUUACAGUACCACUGGAAAAUGGAAGGUUCGGUACACUGAUGAAUCCGGAAAAUUCCACGAAAAGAUCUUCGACGGAGUUAUGAUCUGCUCCGGACACCACGCGAUCCCACACAUUCCCGAACCAUGGCCAGGACAGGAAAAAUUCAAAGGCCGAAUUAUUCAUUCUCAUGACUAUAAGGAUCAUAAAGGCUAUGAGGAUAAGGUGAUUGUUGUCGUUGGAAUCGGGAAUUCCGGCGGUGAUUGUGCAGUCGAGCUGAGUCGUAUCGGCAAACAAGUCUACCUGGUCACUCGACGCGGAAGCUGGAUUUUCAGCCGACUUUCUGAUCGUGGAGAACCGGUCGACCUGGUUUUUAAUACAAAAUUCCAAAUGCAGCUAGUUGAUAUGAUCCCCAGCUCAAUUAUGAACUGGAAUUUCGAGAGAAUUUUGAACAACAAGGUGGACCACGAGAAGUAUGGAUUGAAGCCGAAGCAUGCGGCAAUGGCAGCUCAUCUCACCCUCAACGACGAGUUGCCGAAUCGAAUUGCCUGUGGAACCGUUCGUGUCAAGCCAGGAAUCAAGUCAUUCACCGAGACAGGCGUUCAAUUCGAUGAUGGAUCUUUUGUGGAAGGAGUCGAUGAAGUUAUUCUUGCCACUGGAUUCUCCUACCAUUUUGACAUGAUCGAGGGCGGAAAAUUGAUUGAAGUCGAUGAGAAUAAGUCGGAUAUCUACAAGUAUGUAUUUCCUCUGGCAACUGCUGACCAUAAUACUUUGGCGGUGAUUGGGUUGAUUCAGCCUUUGGGAUCGAUUAUGCCGAUCAGUGAGAUGCAGGCGAGAGUCUAUAUGGAGUCAUUUGCAAAUGGGAUGAAGCUUCCGAGUAAAGAUCAGAUGCUGACCGACAUCGCCGAAAAACGAGAAAUCAUGAGUGCUCGCUACGUGGCAAGUCGUCGUCACACUAUUCAAGUCGACUAUGCCUCCUAUAUGCAUGAACUUGGUGAAAUCAUCGGAUGCAACCCGGACAUGAGAUCUCUCUGGAUGUGGAAGCCCUUGACAGCCUGGAAAGUAUACUUUGGCCCGUGUGUUCCAUAUGUGUUCAGAUUGAAUGGUCCGAAUAAGUGGGAAGGCGCCGAGGCGGCGAUCUGGGACGUGGAUUAUCGAUCGGAGAGAGCUACGAAUAGUAAAAUCGCGAGGAAGAGUUUGGAGGGAAAGAAGCGACAGUGAACUAUAGUAUAUGUUAUAUGUUCUAAUUAUUUUGUAAAAAAACCUUUAUGAAAAUAAAAAUCAAUCACAAUGGCUU
Messenger RNA from Caenorhabditis elegans, 1751 nucleotides. RefSeq names its product Flavin-containing monooxygenase (gene fmo-5). The transcript has 7 exons. Gene Ontology annotation, cellular component: endoplasmic reticulum membrane. Bases 119 to 1675 code for a protein of 518 amino acids. Lineage: Eukaryota; Metazoa; Nematoda; Chromadorea; Rhabditida; Rhabditidae. Gene Ontology annotation, molecular function: N,N-dimethylaniline monooxygenase activity; NADP binding; NAD(P)H oxidase H2O2-forming activity. The record is from RefSeq and is marked reviewed.